GAGCUCACCCGGCUGCAGGCAGCCAACGACCUCGCGGCGCAUGCCCGCGGCCACGCCGACGCCGAGGCGCACGCCCGGCUCGCGGGCGAGGCGGCGGAGGCGCGCGCCGGGCGCGCGGAGGCCGACGAGCUGCGCACGCGGGCGGCGGCGGUGGGCGCGGAGCUCGCGCAGGCGCGGGAGGCGCGGGAGCUGGCGGAGGCCAGCGCCGCGGCCGCGGCGGCGGAGGCGCGCGCCAGCGGCGCAGAGGCCGCGGGCCUGCGCGCGCAGCUGGCGGGGGCGGAGGCGGAGGUGGCGCGGCUGCGGGAGGCGGGGGAACGCGCGGCGGCGGGCGUCGAGGAGGCGUGCGAGGGCGCCACGGAGACCUCGCGGCUGCGGCCGAGGCUGGAGGCGGCGGAGGCCAAGCUCGCGGCAGCUCUGGAGGAGCAGGGCCUCUCGGCCGCCAGCGCGGCCGAGGCGCGCGCAGGCGCCGCGGAGGCCUCCCGGCUGCGCUCGCAGCUGUCGGUGGCGGAGGCGGAGCUCGCGCAGCUGCGCGAUGCGCGCGGGCGCGCUGCGGCCGUGGCCGCCGAGGAGGUGGCCGGGCUGCGGGCGCGGCUUCGCGUGGCGGAGCGUGAGACGAAGGACCCCGCGCCCCUGGACGGCGGCCAGACGCGGCCCGCCGCGGCCGCGCUCGAGCGCCAGUGCCAGCAGCUGCAAGAGGCGCUCGACCUCGCGCGCGCCAGGUCGCUCGAGGACGCAGCCGAAGGCGCCGACGCCAGGCGAGCCGGCGUGGCGCUGCGCGCCGAGCUGGCCGAGGCGCGGGGCCGGGCGGAUGCGGCGGAGGCGGCGCUGCGGCGCGAGGUGUCACGGCUGGAGGGCGCGGCGGGGCAGGAGGCCGCCGAGGGCGGGCGGAGCCGCGAGUGGGGCGCGGAGGGCGAGGGGAGCGAGGCGGCGGAGCUGCGGCGGGCGAGGCAGGAGCUGGGGCUCGCCCAGGACAGGGUUGCCGCGGCGCAGGGCGCGCUGGCGGAGCGCGACGAGCGAGCGAAGCGCUUCUCCGCCGACGUGGAAGCGGAACGCCGCGACGGCGACGAGCAGCGCCAGCGCCUGCGGGGGGAGCUCCGCAGGCUGGAACGGGAGCUGGACGACGUGGUGGCCGCGAAGCGCCUGGAGCUCCGAAGGCGCGACGACGAGGCCGCCACGCUGCAGGACGAGCUGCGGGCCUCGCAGCGCGAGCUGGCCGCCCUGAAGGCCGAGCUGGUGGAGGUCUCCUCCCAGCGCGGCGCGGCCACCCGCGAGCGCCGCGAGAAGGCGAGCAUAGAUCUGCGGAGCCGGGACCUGGCCGACUACGAGGCUGCCCUCGCGGACCGCGAGCGGCAAUUGCGCGCCGCCGAGCGCCUGCUGCGCCAGCGCCAGGCGCGGCUGGGGAGCUGCGGCGGCAACGUGCCGGGCGGCGACGCCGACCCAGACGCAGAGUGGUGGUCGCAGGCGGCGCUGGCCGCCGCACCGGCGGCGGCGACGUGGCCCGUCGUCGGGUGGGGCAGCCGCGCGGGAGAGCCAGAGCACCGGUGGGCCUCUUCGCAGCCGCCAGCCGCCGCCUCGGCGCGCAGGGCGCCGGCGUCCCCCGAGCGCUCGCCGAGUGGCCGCCCCGACUCCAGAGGGCCUUCCGCGCCGCGGGCGCCCGCGGCCGCAGCCCGCGAGGUGGAGGAGUUGGAGACGACCCUGCUGCAGCCGCCCUCGGGUGGCGAGGGAGGCGCCCCGGGCGCGGCCCAGGCCGCCGCUGGCGCGCUCAGGGGGUCCGCCGCCGCGGCCGCCGACUGCCGCGCGGCUUCCCGCGGGGCCUCUUGCGGAGACCUCGGCGCCACCACCGCCCCAGCCGCGGGC
Prorocentrum cordatum is the source of this 1857-nucleotide messenger RNA. The record is from the annotation of a GenBank genome assembly. Lineage: Eukaryota; Dinophyceae; Prorocentrales; Prorocentraceae.